Messenger RNA from Piliocolobus tephrosceles (Ugandan red Colobus), 1030 nucleotides. It is a transcript of the gene TMEM134, whose product is annotated as transmembrane protein 134. The record is from RefSeq and is a predicted model, not a curated record. Lineage: Eukaryota; Metazoa; Chordata; Mammalia; Primates; Cercopithecidae. Bases 97 to 765 code for a protein of 222 amino acids. The transcript is spliced from 6 exons.
CGCGGCGACGCUGGGCGUGUGGGCGCAGAUGGCGGCGGUGCACGGCGCCUGAGGUGGCCGGGGCCAUGAGCGCCGCCCGGCCCCAGUUCAGCAUUGAUGAUGCCUUCGAGCUGUCCCUGGAGGACGCGGGCCCUGGGCCCGAGUCCAGCGGGGUCGCGCGCUUUGGGCCGCUGCACUUCGAGCGUCGGGCCCGGUUCGAGGUGGCUGACGAGGACAAGCAGUCCCGGCUGCGCUACCAGAACCUGGAGAACGAUGAGGACGGAGCCCAGGUCUCUCCAGAGCCAGAUGGGGGAGUCAGCACCAGGGAUUCCGGCCGAACUUCCAUCCGCAGCUCCCAGUGGUCCUUUAGCACCAUCAGCAGCGGCACCCAGCGCUCCUACAACACCUGCUGCAGGUGAGCCUGCCUACCUAAGCCCCCAGCCAAGCAGCCCUGGCUCUACCCCUGCAGUCUCCUGCACCCCCUCCCUCCACCUCCUUCACAUUCACCCUGCUCUCCUGCCACCCAGCUGGACCCAACACCCUUUGAUCCAGAAGAACCGUCGAGUGGUGCUGGCCUCCUUCCUGCUCCUGCUGUUGGGGCUGGUGCUGAUCCUGGUCGGCGUGGGACUGGAGGCGACCCCCUCUCCAGGUGUCUCCAGCGCCAUCUUCUUCGUACCGGGCUUCCUGUUGUUGGUGCCUGGAGUCUAUCACGUGAUCUUCAUCUAUUGCGCGGUCAAGGGCCACCGGGGCUUCCAGUUUUUCUACCUGCCCUACUUCGAGAAGUGACCGCGGCGCAGCGUGGACUCCUUGCAUCCACGUGGGCGUCCCUCUGACCCACGCCCUGUUCCGUUCCCCUCAUCUCAAGGGAAGAGGCCCUCCAGGGCCCUCGAAACCCCAGCCCCUAGGGAGUUUGCUCAGGAAGUUUGGGGAAUGCAGGCCUGGCCCUGGGAAAGCCGCCCCUCACCUGCUGUGUGCCUUAACUUAUUCUCCGGCCGUGCGGCUGCUAGGUUGCUGUUAUUUUGUGCUAAUAAAAGAGUAGUUAAUUCCACCA